Molecule: messenger RNA, 486 nt
Organism: Clonostachys rhizophaga
Lineage: Eukaryota; Fungi; Ascomycota; Sordariomycetes; Hypocreales; Bionectriaceae
Source: the annotation of a GenBank genome assembly
AUGGGGAAAACACGAUCAACGAAAGCAGCUCGGAGGAGAUAUAAGGCAGACCCGAACCCGAUACUUUGGGAAGAACUCAAGGAGACUGAGAAACAGGAAGAGAAAGCGAUGAUAUAUACAAAGCGAGAAAAAUGGAGAGAAGUUCUGGCUCGUACCGGAACGGACGAGAAACAGCUAUGGGCCCUUGAGAAGUGGGCAAGACUAAGAAGCUGGAGCGCAUAUGAGCUGCCGAAGCUUCCUGGGAUCAAGGAUAGGAGGGGGAUCCAGCACAAAACGCACCGAGGAAAAGCAAAGGCCCUAAGCGAAAAGUUCUUCCCCGAGUCGGCGCGAGGAGACGACCCGAUCCCGGGCCUGAAAUUACUCACAUACGUCACGGAAGGAGAUAUUAAGGAAGCCCUGAAGGGCAUAGCCCCGUGGAAGGCCCCUGGACCAGACGAGAUACCCACAGGAUUCCUGAAAACAAGCAUGUGGGAAACCGCUUCGUGA